Molecule: messenger RNA, 1400 nt
Organism: Girardinichthys multiradiatus
Lineage: Eukaryota; Metazoa; Chordata; Actinopteri; Cyprinodontiformes; Goodeidae
Product: sperm acrosome membrane-associated protein 4-like
Exons: 3
Coding region: 406-789 (127 amino acids)
Source: RefSeq, a predicted model, not a curated record
GAAAGAACAACAAAAAAUUACACUAUUCCUUUAUAUGCAAAGUUUUUGUAUAAGUAGGAAACUUUGAAUAACUAUUUAAGAGGUAAUUCAUUAGUUUGUCUAAACGUUUAUGUGAUAAACAUAUUAUGAAAUUAUAAUUUGGAUCAGGAUUUAACUUUAGUUUGCAUGUACUUUGUUGAUUGAAUAAAAGUUGACUGACUGGGAGUUUUACUUUCAUUGAAGAUGGGAGUAUGGAGGGGGGUAAACUUCUCCUUUCAUUUUUGUGUGACACAAAACCCUGCAGACCUGAUUUAUUUCCACCAUUCCUCCCAAGCGUGGCUUCUCUUCAUUUGCUCUGAGGCAAACAAGAAUCUAGGCAGGUUUAAGUAAUUAGUGUUUCCAGAGCUUUUCUGUUCAUUUGCAAACAUGAAUAACUUCUGGACAGCUGUUAUUACCCUCAGUGCUGUGAUUGCCACAGCACAAUGCCUGCAGUGCCGCCAGUGUCCUGUCGCUGUAUUUGGGAACUGCCUGUUUGGGAAAGACGUCACAUGUUCAGAGCAGGAGAGCUGUGCCGCCUCAGAAGCAAAGUUUAACGCCACUGGGUCGCCGACUCUUCACAGCCGAGGCUGCCUGUUCUCCAGCUUCUGUGGGAGAACCCUUACUGGAACCCUCAUCGGUGCCACUUACACCAGCACCUUCUCAUGCUGCGACACAGACCUGUGCAACGGAGCUACUUCUGUCCAGCUGUCUCUGAGUGUGGCCCUCAGUGUUGCCCUCCUGUCCUCACUGUGGGGUUUCUGGGAGUUGUAGUCCAACAUGAGAUGCCUCUUUGCUCAAUAAUUCUCACUUGCUUUUUCUCAGAUUUGUUUUUCAAAUCCUCCAUCCUUUAAAUUAAGUUUAUGUUAAGUAAUAAAAUUUAUACUCCAGUUUCAGCAGAGAGCAAAUCAGAAGUCCACAAAAUCUGUAUUAUUUUAGUCCAAUUAUUCUAUAUAAUUGGAAAUGAACUGGACCUGCCUGUUUUUUAAUUUGCCCUAAUUUGACAGUUGUUUACUUUUGGUACUUAAAUAAAUUGAAAUAAUCUUUAUAGAAAUUUGACAUUACACUGUUUUAUUAUGUUCGGUUCUUUCCAGACUUUCUAUAUUUACAUCUGGACUGGUCAGAUAUGUAUGUAUUAUUGUUUGUGUGCAUCUUGUUUGACUUGCCUUUUAACAUAUCUUAUGGUUUUUGAUCAUAUCGGUAUUGGUGUGGAAUGGCUUUAAAUCGUUUUGCAGUGGCCUUUGUGUUGUCAGUGACUUGAUGCAAUUAGCUGUGUUUCCUUGCAAAUAAAACUAUUUCCCAAUUGGCAUUAAAAUGGUCAUUUGACUCCACUGUGUUAUAAUGGAGCUGGAAAUAAACUGGAAUAUAUGCAACUGAAUUUGAAA